Messenger RNA from Ceraceosorus bombacis, 732 nucleotides. NCBI's taxonomy places the organism in Eukaryota, Fungi, Basidiomycota, Exobasidiomycetes, Ceraceosorales, Ceraceosoraceae. The record is from the annotation of a GenBank genome assembly.
AUGAAGUUCCAACUCUCCACCGUCUUGGUCCUGGGUGCCAUCCUCUUCGCCUCCGGCGUCGCCGCAGACAACAUCGGCGUUAGCGGCUCCGGUGCCUCUUACACAGCUGGAUGCUCCGCCGCCUACCCUACGGUCACGGUCACCGUUCUUCAAGACGCACUUGGCAAACUGACGACCAUCCUGCCAACGUUGCCCGCCAUCCAGACACCCAGCGUGCCUUCUGUUCCUACGAUCCCAGCUGGCAUCACAAAGGCGCUGAGCCCUGACGCGGCCAAACGCGCAGCAGGUGCCGUGGUCGACAACCUGACCGCCGCAAGCAACCAAGCUUCUACUGUAUCCAAGGCACUCCAAGGCACCCUGACCAGCGGUCUCUCUUCCGGCGCUAAGAAUGUGGCGAGCCAGAUCGAUGCCGCAAGUGCCAAGCUCAAGGAAGGCCAGACCGCUUUGGAGAAGCUGGCAGGAACUGUGGAGGGCCAAGUCAACCGUGACGCCAUCACUGCGGCUUAUCAGAAGUUCGCCGAUCAAACUCAAGCUCAGCUCACCUCCCUUGUUGCGAAGCGCGCGCUGCUUGAUGCCUACGCUGCUCAGAUCCGCGCGGCUUUGCUCAAGUACCAAGCUCAAGCCCAGAGCUACGCCAAGGCCCUCCAAAGCCGCGUGCCCACCGCAAAGAACUUGCCCAAGGCGAGCGCGAACCUCGAUGGUGGCUUCACCUUCACCCUUGGCAAGUUCUGA